GACGCUCCUCACCUAGCCCUGGUCCUGAGGGAAUGGGUGCUCCUAACCCCGGAGCCCGCUUUAAAGGGGCAGGCCCCUCCUCCUGCCCCAGCCCCACCCACCAGGCCUCCCUUCUCCAUCUUCCAGGCCCAGCGCUCCCUCACAGAGCUCCCCCGCACCUUAUCUCGCCAGCUCCGCCCUUCCUUCCCAGUCAACGCUCAGAAGUCCUGGGCGCACAGGCAGAGCCGGCGGCGUGCUGGGGGCAUGCGCUCCGUGAAGGCUCUGCAGAAGGCGCUGAGCCGGGCCGGCAGUCACUGCCGGCGGGGAGACUGGGGUCACCUGAGCCGGAGCCCUCUCCUUGGCGGGGGCGUCCGGCACCACCUCAGUGAGGCCGCGGCGCAGGGCAGAGAGACGCCACACAGCCACCAGCCGCUGCACCGGGAUCAUGAUUCAUCAGAAAGUGGCAUGCUGUCCCGCCUGGGUGAUUUGCUCUUUUACACUAUUGCUGAAGGACAGGAACGAAUCCCUAUCCACAAGUUCACCACUGCACUAAAGGCCACUGGACUGCAGACAUCAGAUCCUCGGCUCCGAGACUGCAUGAACGAGAUGCACCGUGUGGUCCAAGAGUCCAGUAGUGGUGGCCUCUUGGACCGAGGUCUCUUCCGAAAGUGUGUGAGCAGCAACAUUGUGCUCCUGACCCAGGCAUUCCGAAAGAAGUUUGUGAUUCCUGAUUUUGAGGAGUUCACGGGCCAUGUGGAUCGCAUCUUUGAGGAUGCCAAAGAGCUCACUGGAGGUAAAGUGGCAGCCUACAUCCCUCAACUGGCCAAGUCAAACCCAGACCUGUGGGGUGUCUCCCUGUGCACUGUGGAUGGUCAGCGGCACUCUGUGGGCCACACAAAGAUCCCCUUCUGCCUGCAGUCCUGUGUGAAGCCCCUCACCUAUGCCAUCUCCAUAGGCACCCUAGGCACUGACUACGUGCACAAGUUUGUGGGCAAAGAGCCCAGUGGCCUGCGCUACAACAAGCUCUCCCUCAAUGAGGAUGGAAUUCCCCAUAACCCCAUGGUCAAUGCUGGUGCCAUUGUCGUCAGCUCCCUAAUCAAGAUGGACUGUAACAAAGCAGAGAAGUUUGAUUUUGUGUUGCAGUAUCUCAACAAAAUGGCUGCGAAUGAAUACAUGGGUUUCAGCAAUGCCACAUUCCAGUCAGAGAAGGAAACAGGGGAUCGGAAUUAUGCCAUCGGCUAUUAUCCCAAGGAAAAAAAGUGCUUUCCUAAGGGAGUGGACAUGAUGGCUGCCCUUGAUCUCUACUUCCAGCUGUGCUCUGUGGAGGUCACCUGUGAAUCAGGCAGUGUCAUGGCAGCCACCCUCGCCAAUGGCGGGAUCUGCCCCAUCACAGGGGAGAGUGUGCUGAGUGCUGAAGCAGUGCGCAACACCCUCAGCCUCAUGCAUUCCUGCGGCAUGUAUGAUUUCUCUGGCCAGUUUGCCUUCCACGUGGGCCUGCCAGCCAAGUCAGCUGUAUCGGGAGCCAUCCUCCUGGUGGUACCCAAUGUCAUGGGAAUGAUGUGUCUGUCACCCCCAUUGGACAAGCUGGGGAACAGUCAUAGAGGAACUAGCUUCUGUCAGAAGUUGGUGUCUCUCUUCAAUUUCCACAACUAUGACAACCUGAGGCAAAGUGCUCGGAAGUUAGACCCACAGCGUGAAGGAGGAGAAGUUCGGAACAAGACUGUGGUCAACCUGUUAUUUGCUGCCUAUAGUGGUGAUGUCUCAGCUCUUCGAAGGUGGGGCAACAUUCCCCUGGAUGAUGCUGUACAGUUCAACCAUCUGGAGGUGGUCAAACUGCUUCAAGAUUACCAGGACUCCUACACACCCUCCGAGACUCAGGCUGAGGCAGCAGCUAAAGCCCUGUCCAAAGAGAACUUAGAGAGCAUGGUAUGAGCACAGGUCAUGGAUAGCCCCCGCUCAAGAAAAAGCAUUAGCUGGCCACACAUGUAAUCCAUACCCACCAAAAAUGCUAUGGAGAGCUAUACUGCUUCAGUCGGGACCAAGCAGUCAUUUGGUAACUUGGGGUACUGCUUUCUAUGAGAGUCAAAAUACCCCAUCCCCUCAGCAGACAGAGUACAGAGAAGGGCUAUCUCUGGAUAGCAGUAGAGCUAUCCAGAGAGAGCGGGCUUCAAAGUACAGCCAAAUGGCUUGCCCCACUCAAAACCAUCCCAGGUCUUCAACCAGGUCUCCUCUUCCUCUGCCUGAAGAAACCAUCAUGAAAGAGAGACACUCUGGUGGAGGGACUCUAGCUACCAUGCACAUGUAUAUAUCCACAGAAUAAGGGAAGUGGGAAUGGCUGUAUAUAUGGCUUUAGUAGUCUGGAAAGAUCUACUCCCCUUGGCCAGGAGAUGCUGCUGCUACUGCUAACAGCAAUUUUAUAGACAGAGAAAGUAUUUUAUGUUCAAAUAAACUUUAAUUAUCAAAUCAAAAAAAAA
Cebus imitator (Panamanian white-faced capuchin) is the source of this 2453-nucleotide messenger RNA. Its product is annotated as glutaminase liver isoform, mitochondrial-like. The transcript has a single exon. NCBI's taxonomy places the organism in Eukaryota, Metazoa, Chordata, Mammalia, Primates, Cebidae. The record is from RefSeq and is a predicted model, not a curated record. Gene Ontology annotation, biological process: L-glutamine catabolic process. Bases 244 to 1911 code for a protein of 555 amino acids. Gene Ontology annotation, molecular function: glutaminase activity.